Molecule: messenger RNA, 807 nt
Organism: Cotesia glomerata
Lineage: Eukaryota; Metazoa; Arthropoda; Insecta; Hymenoptera; Braconidae
Exons: 2
Coding region: 1-807 (268 amino acids)
Source: RefSeq, a predicted model, not a curated record
AUGUCACAAUAUUCGCUUUCCGCUCAAGUUUUGCUAGCUACCGCUUUAGUCCAGGUCAGUCCGCAUCAUGGUAAUCCAAUCACCACUAAAGUUCUGAUUGAUCAAGGCUCAGAGCUCUCAUUUAUGAGACAGACGCUCUUCAAGAAGCUUGGACAACCGCUACAACGCGACAUGGUCAUGCUCAAGGGCAUUGGCAAUGUCUCCGCAGGAAGUUCACUAGGUGUGAGCACAAUUGAACUUCAUUUGCAGUGUACACCCGCUUCAAUGCAUGUCAGCAUGCAUAUUCUACUACCACUGACUGUAGAUCUUCCAUCGCUCGUGAUCGCUGAUCCGAAAUGGCCGCAUCUUGAGAAUCUCAAGCUCGCUGACCCGCAGUAUCUACAGCCACGCCCUGUAGAUAUUAUUCUAGGUGCAUCACCAGCCGCACAGAUCAUGAACGCAGAGAUUCAACGAGGACCUCGCAAUGCUCCUAUUGCACAAUCCACAACGCUUGGUUGGAUUGUCUAUGGAGCUGUCACCGCUAAACACGCUUCAACAUCACACGCAGCACUACAUGCGUCAGUAGAUACUGAAUUACAAGACGCUAUCGCUAAGUUUUGGGAACAGGAAGAAGUUCCAUCAGGAAAUUCACCGCUCAACACCGCUGAAGAAGACGAAUGUGAAAUUCACUUUCGUCAAACGCAUUAUCGACAGCCUGAUGGACGCUACGUAGUGAGAUUACCGCUUAAGGCCCUUGAGAGUCAACUUGGCGACUCUAUCAACGCAGCCAUGGGGUCACUCCGCAAAUUAAUAACUCGCUUGUCGUGA